UUCUCUCGGCCCGAGUUCCGACCCCUUCUACGAACUCGUCCAUGACGAGGCCUGGCUUCGCAGCUCUGGUGCGGAAAACGAGGCAGAGCUCGGGACUACUACCUCGAAAUGAUGUCCUGUACAUAGACAAGAGGGUCGUUGUUAUCAACAAGCCGCCAGGCCUAGUGAGCCAAGCUUCUUCAAAGGAAGACGACCAGCUCAAGAAGUUUUUGUGUGAAAUACAAACUAAGCAUAGACUUGACGGACCUCUCUUUCCUGUUCACCGACUGGAUAAACCAACUAGCGGAUGUCUUCUUCUUGCUCGCUCUACAGACAUGGCUCGUGACUUAUCUCGCCAGUUUCAGCAGCGCAAGAUCGAUAAACAGUAUUUCGCCUUGGUCCAUUCUACUCCUCAAGCGUUACCAGGGACGAACGGUGUCAUAUCGCAGGCACUGCAGCUCCGAGAUGGAUAUGUGUCAAAGGGCAAGGCAUCAGAUUCAGCGUGUAUCACUGAGUGGGAACUAAUUGCUUCGGCUAACAAGUUGUCGCUGUUGCGUUUGAAUCUCUUGACGGGGCAUAAACACCAGAUUCGUUUCCAUCUCGCCAAGAUUCUGAAUGCUCCCAUUCUCGGAGAGAGACUGUAUUCUCAGAUACCUCCCAUUCGCUGUGCUCCAAAAGACAGGUUAUUCUUGCACUCAUCUUAUGUCGCUAUGGAGAGAUUUAGGUCCUCUGGACCCAAUAAGCGUUACAAAUUGGGAAUACGCUCCCCGAUGCCGCCAGAGUUCUUCAAAGUCUGUUCCCAUAUCGGUAUUGACAUUUCACCUGAGAACAGGAGGGGAGGUGUGUUCAUUGACGGUCUAUCUGCCGAAGAUGCAGAGAAUAUGGAUGGUGCUUGGAUGCCCUGUGACAUGUAAAGGCGGACUGACAGCGGAAUACGCUAUUAAAUUGCCUGUUUGCGACUCGUUCUGCUGUUGCAGAUAAUCGCGUAUGUCACAAUCAAUAGCGGACCCGAAGGAACCUUUCCAGACACUUGGAAAUUCUGCCAUCUACUGGGAACAAUGUGCUUCUCGCAGUAGAACUUGGUGCUUGGGUAUAUGCAAUGCUAUCGACGACCCAGAACUUCGAGCUUAACGAGGAGGAUAGUUAAUGUGAUCACUGAACCUGUUCUUCGAUGCUCAGAAGAUUCUGUAAUCUGUAGCUGAUGUACAAAACGGGAUG
Molecule: messenger RNA, 1197 nt
Organism: Desarmillaria tabescens
Lineage: Eukaryota; Fungi; Basidiomycota; Agaricomycetes; Agaricales; Physalacriaceae
Product: pseudouridine synthase
Exons: 7
Coding region: 42-893 (283 amino acids)
Biological process (GO): pseudouridine synthesis
Molecular function (GO): pseudouridine synthase activity; RNA binding
Source: RefSeq, a predicted model, not a curated record